Messenger RNA from Struthio camelus australis, 1170 nucleotides. The record is from RefSeq and is a predicted model, not a curated record. Lineage: Eukaryota; Metazoa; Chordata; Aves; Struthioniformes; Struthionidae.
CCCAGCUUCCUGACGCCCGGCCGGUCUCCCCUUGCGCUCCGCCCUGGGGAGGGGGGCGGCUCCGUCCCUUGUGUUGUAUUAAAGAUCAUUAAACAUUACCAAGAAGAAGGACAGGGAAAUGAAGUGGUCCAGGGAGUGCUGCUGGGACUUGUGGUAGAUGACAGACUUGAAAUCACAAAUUGUUUUCCUUUCCCUCAACAUACAGAAGAUGAUGCAGACUUUGAUGAAGUUCAAUACCAGAUGGAAAUGAUGCGAAGCCUUCGCCACGUAAACAUUGAUCAUCUUCACGUUGGCUGGUACCAGUCCACAUACUAUGGCUCUUUUGUCACUCGUGCCCUCCUGGACUCCCAGUUCAGUUACCAGCACGCAAUUGAGGAGUCUGUAGUUCUCAUUUACGAUCCCAUUAAGACUGCCCAAGGGUCUUUGUCACUAAAGGCAUACAGACUGACUCCCAAACUGAUGGAAGUCUGCAAAGAGAAAGACUUCUCUCCAGAAGCACUGAAAAAAGCAAACAUUGCUUAUGAAAACAUGUUUGAAGAAGUGCCCAUUGUAAUUAAGAAUUCUUACCUGAUCAAUGUGAUGUUGUGGGAACUGGAAAAGAAAUCCGCGGUAGCCGAUAGACAUGAAUUGCUCAGUCUGGCUAGCAGUAAUCACUUAGGGAAGAGUCUGCAGCUGCUGAUGGACAGAGUGGAUGAGAUGAGCCAAGACAUUGUCAAAUACAAUACCUACCUGAGGAAUGUAAGCAAACAGCAGCAGCAGAAGCACCAGUACCAGCAGAGACGUCAGCAAGAAAAUAUACAGCGUCAGAGCCGAGGAGAAGCCCCUCUUCCUGAAGAGGACAUCAAUAAACUUUUUAAACCACCGCAGCCUCCUCCAAGAAUGGAGUCACUGCUUAUUGCAGGUCAAAUUAAUACCUACUGCCAGAAUAUUAAGGAGUUCAAUGCGCAGAACCUGGGCAAACUUUUCAUGGCUCAGGCUCUCCAAGAUUACAACAACUGAAGAAACUUUGCUGUAAUCCUCAUCAGAAAAAAAAAAAGUUAUUUACAGUUUUAUACUGUUCAUGAGCCUUUUGAAAAUUUCGUAUAUUGAGAAAAGAAUCUUGUAAAAACAGAGUCACCUUGGUUGUGUAGAAUUCUCCUCUAAGAAAAAUAAAGGCAAAUUUUAACGAUA